Messenger RNA from Penicillium manginii, 189 nucleotides. RefSeq lists its product as uncharacterized. NCBI's taxonomy places the organism in Eukaryota, Fungi, Ascomycota, Eurotiomycetes, Eurotiales, Aspergillaceae. The transcript is spliced from 2 exons. The record is from RefSeq and is a predicted model, not a curated record. Bases 1 to 189 code for a protein of 62 amino acids.
AUGUACGAUGGAUCUGGACUAGUUCGAUCUUAUACGGCAUUUUCAAUACACGAAUCAGUCCCCAAGCCAAUAGAUUCGCCAACCCUCGCCGCUCGUUGCUGGGAGCUCAUCCCACAGGCAAUUAUCAAGUAUGAGGGUGUUUAUCAAAUUGAGCGUGGCUGGAGAAUGCUGGCGGGAGUCAGCGACUAG